Sphaeramia orbicularis (orbiculate cardinalfish) is the source of this 3266-nucleotide messenger RNA. RefSeq names its product complement component 6, duplicate 2 (gene c6.2). Gene Ontology annotation, molecular function: protein binding; oxidoreductase activity. The transcript is spliced from 18 exons. Gene Ontology annotation, biological process: complement activation. NCBI's taxonomy places the organism in Eukaryota, Metazoa, Chordata, Actinopteri, Kurtiformes, Apogonidae. Bases 156 to 2975 code for a protein of 939 amino acids. The record is from RefSeq and is a predicted model, not a curated record. Gene Ontology annotation, cellular component: membrane attack complex.
AUAAAACCCAGUGUUUGGAGUUGAGAGACCAGUUUGAAUUUUCAGAGCAGAGGAAACCCAGGACUCCAAACCCGACCAGGACCUGGACCUGGACCUGGACCAGAUCAGAGACACAGACGUCAGACAGUGGACAGGACGUGACCUUUGACCUCCUCAUGUCUCCUUCUGGACGCCUGGUCCUCCUGGUGCAGCUCCUCACCUGGACCUCAGCUGGACUGGCCUGUUUCUGUGAGCGGUACCCCUGGGGGCCCUGGUCCAUCUGCUCCAAGACCUGCAACCACGGAACACAGACCAGAACCAGGAUCUUUCGUUAUGACGACGGUUACUUCUGGAGUAAAAGCUGCCAUCAGCUGUGCGACCGAACCGACACCCGGGCCUGUAACCAACAGGCCUGUCCGAUCAACUGUCAGCUGACCCCGUUCAGCGCCUGGUCCGACUGCUCACCAUGCGCCAGGAAACAGUUUCGGACUAGCUCUGUGCAGCGUCCGUCUCAGUUUGAAGGAGCGUCAUGCAAUGAGGACCUGACGGAGGAGAGGCCCUGCCAUCCAUCUACUGAGUGUAGGCUACCGCCCGUGGACUGCAAGGAUGACUUCCAGUGUGACAAUGGACGAUGCAUCGACUCGACGCUGACGUGCAACCGACAGAACGACUGUUUAGAUAACUCAGAUGAGAGGGACUGCACCGAAUAUAAAACUGUAUGUCCCACCGAGAGGAGAGUGGCCCCGGGGGUCGAUCUGGUGGGAAACGGGUUCGAUGCUGUAGCGGAGGAGCCUCGAGGAGCCGUGUUGGACAACAUGUUCAUGGGAGGAGAGUGCAUCAUCCGCAGGCCGCCCAGUUUACUGCUGUACCACCGAGUGGCCCACAACUUCAACACCUUCAACAUCACAGUGGGGGUUCUGGAGGACUUCAGCACCGAUCCGCAGCCGCUGCAAACCGAGUCCAUCGAUUUGAAGACCAGCAGUUCUACCAAAGGCCCAGACGAACGCCACAGCAGCAGCUCCUUCUUCCCUAUUUUCUACAGCUCAAAACAAUCGAGGACGUUCUCCAGCUCCAACACCGAAGCUGUGGAAGCUUCCAAGACAAUGGACUCUCAGUUUUUCCGGGUGCACCAGGUUCUGCCGGUGUCCACGUUCUCGGUGAAGGACCCGGUGGACCUGGUCCUGUCGGGGCCGUUCCUCCAGUUCCUCCAGGCUCUUCCUCUGCAGUACGACUACGCCCUCUACAGGGACGUCUUCCGGCUCUUCGGGACCCACUACUACAGCUCGGGGACCCUGGGGGGCCACUACGACCUGCUGUACCAGUACAGCCGAGAGGAGCUGAGGAGCUCUGGUCAAAGUAAAGAACACAUCAGAGGCUGCCUGGCACGAGAGACCAGCUGGAGCAUCGUCCUGUACAGCCAGCACAGCAGCGCCACCCGCUGCUCAGACGACACCGUCACAGAGAAACACCAAGGUUCGUACAUCCGGGCGGCGCAGAAGUCCUUCUCCAUGGUGAGAGGAGGUCGGACCAGGGAGGCGGCGGCUCUGGCCUGGGAGAGGCAGGGCCCGGCUCCGGACCGGACCUCCUACAGGAACUGGGCCAAGUCCGUCAUCGAAAACCCGGCUGUGGUCGACUACAAGCUCCUGCCCAUCGUGGACCUGGUCCGGAGAAUCCCCUGUGCCGUCACAAAGAGGAGGCACCUGAAGAGGGCGCUGCAGCAGUACCUGGAGGAGUUCGACACCUGUAAAUGUGCACCCUGCCCCAACAACGCCAGGCCUGUUCUGAGCGGCACCGAGUGCAAAUGCAUCUGUCAGACCGGGACGUUCGGCGCCAACUGCGAGAGGCGAGCGCCGGACUUCACCUCAGAGCAGGUGGAUGGUUCCUGGAGCUGUUGGGGGCCGUGGAGUCGCUGCGAAGCUUCCAUGAAGAGGCGGAGGAUGAGGAGGUGUGAUAACCCCGCCCCCCUCAGAGGAGGCCACGCCUGUGAGGGCCCCAGCCGCCAGGAAGAGCCCUGCUACAUUUCCAUCUUUGAAAGACAGGCGACUUGUGACAACGACGACGACUUCACGGUGGGUUGGCGAGAUGAGCUUCCUCCUGGCGUUCAGGGCUGUUUGAGACCACCCAGACCCGACAACAGCUUCCUCACAAAAUCGAAACAGUAUUAUGACUUUGGUGAAGACGAGGAGUUCCAGUGCUUCACUGGGUUUGAGCUGGAGGGUUUCCAGUUCAUCAACUGCCUUCCUGACGGGACCUGGACUCAACCCCAGGGACGCUGUACCCGAAGGCUGUGUCUUCCUCCAGAGACCCCUGACGGGAUGACCCUGUUCCCCGACCGAGACCUGUACCGGGUAGGCCAGUCCGUGGGUCUGAACUGUGACCAGGCCGGCCUGGCUCCGCUGCCUCGAGGGUUCUACACCUGUGGGAACAGUCUGACCUGGGAGCCGCCGUUACCUGGCAACUUACGAUGCACUGACGAGAAGCCGUUCGACCCCGAGGCUGGCUGUGGUCCAGGACAGAAGAUGCAGAACUCUGAAUGUGUUUGUAUCCAGAGGGAAAGCUGCCUUUCGCAGCCUGACAGUCUCUGCGUCCUGAACACGGACCUCAACGUCACCGUCUCCAUGUCCCUCUGCUCCUUCCACGCCGGUCGUUGCCACGGCGACCCUCUCUUUUAUGUCGGCCACGGCGUGUGCGACUCUGUGGAUCCGUCCAAAGUGGAGUGGGCCCAGUUCAGAGCCCAGGUGGCCUCCAGGAGCUCAGUUCAGGAGGCCUGCGACCUGGACACGUGUUACGAGUGGGAAACCUGCACCGUGUUGAAGAAGUGUGAGUGUAAAGUCGCUCGGGACUGUCCCAGAGACAGACAGAACCUGUUCUGUGUGGCGCUGACCCGGUCCGGGACCCAGAGGACCCUCAGUCUGAACCUGUGCUCCAUGGCCGCCCUCAGAUGUUCCAACUACCAGGUGGAGAUCCUCAACGAAGGCGACUGUCCCACCACAUGAUCAACAGCAGCCACGAAAAACACCUGAAAAACUGCACUUCAAUGUACAUAAGUCAAAUGGUUAAAGGUACACUGUAUAAAAUGGUCUGUUUUUUUUUUUUACUGCACUUUGUUAUAGAUGUAACUUCAGAGACAUUUUAGAUAUUAGACACACACGGUGUUUUUCUAUCAAAUUACUAUUUUUUUCUCAGAACAAAAGCAGCAGCUGUUCAUGGAAAUGGAGAGGAUUUUCUUUCAUGGUUCAUGUUCUGAUGCAAACGGAGGAAAAUGACAUGUUUUAAUAAAUUCAUUA